AUGGACGACUCAAACACUCCCUCGACGCCAGACACAGAGUUGUCUCCGCCAUGUAGUCCUCAGCAAAAGAUUCAGCAUCUACGAGAUACCCGUUCUGCAGCAAAAGAGAAGCUGACGCAAUUAACAUUAGAAGAAAAGGUCUCACUUCUCACGGCCGCAGACUUCUGGAGGACGAAAGCUAUUCCUGAGAAGGGCAUCCCUUCAAUCAAGACAACGGACGGUCCCAAUGGCGCACGCGGUGGUAUUUUUGUCGGUGGCACAAAGGCCGCGUUGUUUCCCUGCGGUAUCUCCCUCGCGGCAACAUGGAACAAGGAUCUCCUAUACCAAGUUGGACAGCACUUAGCACUCGAGGUUCGAGCUCGAUCAGCGGAGAUGCUUCUAGCUCCAACUGUCUGCAUGCAUCGUCAUCCCCUCGGUGGUCGUAACUUUGAGUCCUUCUCCGAAGAUCCUCUACUCACUGGAAAGCUCGCUGCGCAGUAUAUCAAGGGUCUUCAGGACCAAGGCGUUGCGGCUACUAUAAAGCAUUUCGUCGGAAACGAGCAAGAAACGAAUAGAUUAACGAUAGACUCGCUCAUCACGGAACGACCUCUACGGGAGAUAUAUCUAAAACCGUUCGAGAUUGCAGUUCGAGAGGCCAACCCAUGGGCUGUCAUGUCUUCGUACAAUCUCAUCAACGGUGUGCACGCUGACAUGAACCGACACACACUCAAGGACAUUCUUCGUGGAGAAUGGGGAUACGAGGGAGCCGUGGUGUCAGACUGGGGCGGCAUCAACUCAUCAGUGGAAGCUGUGGAAGCAGGCUGCGAUAUCGAGUUUCCCUACUCAUCCAAAUGGCGUCUCGAAAAGCUCGUCACUGCCGUCAAAGAGGGCCGCAUGUCGAUAGAGCAUAUCGACCGAGCAGCAGAGAAUGUACUCACACUGGUGGAACGACUCAAAGGAGGCGACAUGUCACCAGAGCGACCAGAGCGCGAAGACGACCGCGAGGAAACGAGACAGCUGAUCCGAGCUGCCGGCCACGAAGGUCUCACGCUUCUCAAGAACGACGGCGGCAUCCUCCCUAUCUGUCCCAAAUCUACCAAAGUCGCCGUCAUCGGGCCAAACGCCAAUCGACACAUUGCAGGCGGUGGUGGAAGUGCGAGCUUGAACCCGUACUACAACACCAUUCCGCUUGACAGCAUCCGCAAGAUGUCUCAGCAGAAAGUGGCUUUCGCCCAAGGCUGCCAUAUCCACAAGUGGCUCCCGGUCGCAUCAGAGUACUGCACUGAAAAGUCGGGCAAGCCCGGCGUUAACAUCGACUGGUUUGCGGGAGAUAAGUUUGAGGGCAGUCCACUGGUCAAGCAGCGCAGGACCAACACAGAUCUCUUCCUCUGGGAUUCAGCGCCUCUGAACGAAGUCGGUCCUGAAUGGUCUGCCGUGGCUACUACAUACCUCGUUUCCAAGACAACAGGCAGACACACCAUCAGCUUCAUGAGUGUAGGACCCGGGAAGCUUUACGUCGAUGGAAAGUUGGUCCUCGAUCUAUGGGACUGGACGGAGGAAGGCGAGGCGAUGUUCGAUGGCUCGAUUGAUUACCUCGUUGAUGUGGACAUGGAAGCUGACAAGGCCGUCGAACUUCGCGUGGAGAUGACCAACGAACUCCGCCCCAUCUCUAAGCAGAAGCAAUUCGGCAUGACGCACAAGUACGGCGGUUGCCGAAUUGGGUUCAAGGAGCAAGACAAGGUGGACUACAUCCAGCAGGCCGUUGAGACGGCUCGUGAGGCUGAUGUGGCCGUUGUGAUAGUCGGAGUAGAUGCUGAGUGGGAGUCUGAGGGGUACGAUCGUCAGACGAUGGAUCUUCCUGCUGAUGGAAACCAGGACAGACUCAUUGAGGCUGUGGUCAAGGCCAACCCGCGGACAAUUGUCGUUAACCAAUCUGGCAGUCCCGUGCAUAUGCCAUGGGUCGAUCGGGUGCCGGUCAUUCUCCAGGGCUGGUAUCAGGGACAAGAAGCAGGCAAUGCGUUAGCCGAUGUCCUCUUCGGUAUUCAGAACCCGAGCGGCAAGCUCCCGAGUACAUUCCCCAAACGCAUCGAGCAUACUCCAGCGUGGCAUACCUGGCCCGGCGAGAACCACAAAGUCCUGUAUGGCGAAGGCCUCUACAUGGGAUACAGGCACUACGACCACGCCAAGAUCGAGCCUCUGUUUCCCUUCGGCCACGGUCUUUCAUACACAACGUUCGAGUACGGCCGCCCCGAAAUCUCAACCAGGACACUCACGCCCGACGGCGAAAUCAACAUCACCCUGGCCAUUUCCAACAUCGGGUCCUGCGCCGGCUCAGAGAUCGUCCAGCUCUACGUCCACGAUGAGAAGAGUCGGUUGCCAAGGCCGGAAAAGGAGCUUGUAUCGUUUGAGAAGGUGUUCCUUGAAGCUGACGAGACAAGACACAUCACUAUCAAGCUUGACAAGUACGCAGUUGGGUACUAUGACGAGACAGUCCCAGGAUGGAUUGCUGAGGAGGGCGCUUUCAAGCUGCUGAUUGGCGCGUCGAGUACGGAUAUCAGGCAAUCGACGAGGUUCCAUGUGAAGAAGUCGUUUACUUGGGUAUUCUGA
This is a messenger RNA of Fusarium sp. VM40, 2586 nucleotides long. Lineage: Eukaryota; Fungi; Ascomycota; Sordariomycetes; Hypocreales; Nectriaceae. The record is from the annotation of a GenBank genome assembly.